Molecule: messenger RNA, 4167 nt
Organism: Helobdella robusta
Lineage: Eukaryota; Metazoa; Annelida; Clitellata; Rhynchobdellida; Glossiphoniidae
Exons: 31
Coding region: 1-4167 (1388 amino acids)
Source: RefSeq, a predicted model, not a curated record
AUGACAGGCAAAGAAUGUGAUUGGGAGUUUGAAGUUGGUCAAGAAUUUCAGUCAAGACUCAUUGACACUAGUGGAUUUGCAGAAAGCGUUGAAAACCCCAUUUUCACAAGAAAAGACACAAAAGAAUCAUUUCAAUGGCGAAUUAGGAACCUGCCUUAUCCAAGAAAUAUUUACGACAUCAGUAUUGAGAAUAAUUUCAUAAUAGUCAAGACAACUAACAAAAAGUAUUAUAAAAGGUUCUCAAUCCCUGAUAUGGUGAGACUGAAUCUAAACAUUGAUCGGUCUAAUUUGUCCUAUGAUCAUUUCAACAACACUCUUAUCAUUACAUACAAAAAGCCUUCAAAAGUUUUGGAACACGAAAGAAAUAUAAUAAACGAGAUCAAAAAAGCGAACAAAAAAUACCCUGAUUUACAACCCCAGUCUGCCAUAAACAUCACCGAUCCUUGUCAAUAUCCCAUUCCAGUUGGGAUCGAGAAGUACUACAUUCCAGACAGCAACUUGUGGGCAACUUCUCUGACCAACAAAGCUAGGGAAGCCAGAUUUGCCAGACUGCGUGGAUGGAAAGGUGGAGGCGCCUGGACAGCAGGGACGUCAGACUCAAACCAGUAUCUCGGCAUUGAUUUGGGCUACAGGCAGGUCAUAAAGUUCAUAGAGACCCAGGGUAGGAGAGGAAGUAAUGAAUUUGUACUGGAGUACUACGUCUGGUUCUCCGAUGAUAACACUACAUGGAGAGUCUACACUAAUGAAUAUGGAACGCCGAUGUUAUUCCAAGGCAACACAGACGACAACACGGUAGUACGUAACUCUCUACCAUACCAGCUGAUAGCUAGAUACAUUAGGAUCAACCCGCAGAGAUGGAAUAGAUUCAUUUCACUCAGAGUUGAGCUACAUGGCUGUAGAUUUGAGGGCUUGCUGUUCUACGCGGAUGGCAACCAGGGAGAUUACCUGAUUGUUGAAAUGCUGAGAGGAAAACUUUAUAUCAACUAUGAUCUUGGAUCGACAGCCGAGGAGACUGGGGACACGACGACGAGGGCCGGAAGUUUACUGGACGAUAAUCAGUGGCAUGAUGUGGAGAUCGUCCGAGAUAAGAGGUACAUCACUGUCAGUGUGGACAGGAUGAAGAUCAACAACGUCACCCUUGGAGAUUUCAUCCAACUAGAUCUUGAUAAGCAGAUCCAUCUUGGAGGCAUAGACAACUUCCUGCAGCCGGGCAAACGUUUGAGAACGCGGGAAAACUUCACCGGAUGUAUGGAGAACGUCUGGUUCAAUUACAUGAACAUGAUACAAGACUCGAGAACCAAUCAGAAGAGGUUCACCUCGGAAAUUGUGACCCCAGUAUCGCUACCGUACGUUGACGCCUACAUUGAGAUAACUGACAUGUCACCAGAUAGAAGGAUUAGGAUAACGUUUGAUUUCAGGUCCUACAACAAGGACGGACUGCUCAUCCUUACCAAUCCAACUCCUGGAAAUCAGAGAUUCAUUUUUAAACUAAACGCUGACGGUCACUUCGAGUACAGCAUACAAACAGAUAAGGACCCUGUGGUUCACAACGUUAUCAUCAAUCGUGACCCCUUAGCCGAGUCCUCUUCCUUUACUGACGGCUUGUGGCACAGCGUAGACAUCGACAUCAUAGCCAGCCAGGAUAGGACACCAGGGAGGGUCAGUGUCACAAUUGACGGGAAAGAUGAUGCUGGAGGGGAGACGGGGUUUGUUGGUUGCUUACGAAAGCUCUACGUUCAAGGUCAGUCCAUGUUCACAAUAGACAACAACCAGGCUAAUGCCAAGCUGAUUGGAAAGAUCAAGUGCGAUCCGAACCCAUGCGAGCACGGUGGCUUGUGCUCGCAGAGCUUCGAGACGUUCCAAUGCGACUGUGGAGAUACUGGAUAUGGGGGCGCAGUCUGCCACAGAUCGAAGCACUUGAUUUCAUGUGAGGAGGCCAAGUGGUUGUACUACUUGGACGGCGAGAUAGAUAUAACGAUUGACAUUGACGACUCCGGUCCAUUGUUACCCUUUAAAGUGCACUGCAACUUUAAAGAUAGCAUCAAGUUAGACUCGGACGCCUUACAAUACGACGAAACCGUGAUGGCACUCUCCCACGAUUCCACUGGUACCAUGCUGGUGGACGGGUACCAGGAGCCCGGGGCCUACGUGCGCAAGAUCAUAUACGAUGCCCAGAAAGAAGAGAUUGAUGAGAUUGUAAGAAGGGCCCAGAGGUGUGAACAGUACAUCAAAUAUACAUGCUUCCAAUCGAGGCUGCUCUCUGAUGCAGGCAUAGCCGAUCUGAACAGGCCGAGCUGGGGUUGGUUCGUAGGUAAAGAGAUGACAGUUGAACGGUACUGGGGGGGCUCGGCCCCGGACAGCCGCAAGUGCGCAUGCGGCCUGAAAAACGAGUGCAAGUACAUGGGCAGUCAGUCCAACAACCCGUGCAACUGUGACGCUGGCAUGGCCCACGACGACGUCUUUGACGACGGCUACCUCUCCGAGAAGGACAGACUGCCCGUCAAGGAGCUACACUUCGGAGAUACUGGCGUCAUUGGCGACGAGAAGUGGGGCAAGCAUGAUCUUGGCCCUCUCAGGUGCUCCGGAGAUGCUCUGUACACGAACGUGGUGACUUUUAGAAAAGAAGACGCGACCCUCGAGCUGCCCACCUACCCAGGGGCCGUAUCGGGGGAUAUCAGGUUCCAGAUCAGGACGACAGCUUCGGACGGCAUCAUACUUCAGAACACUGGGCCCUACAACUUUCUGGAAGUCAAGAUUGUCUUUGGAAACAUAAUACAGUUUCGUUUUGAAGUUGGGAAUGGCAUCCAGACAUUGGAGCUGCAGACGUCCUAUCCUAUCAAUGAUGAUAAUUGGCACACUGUCCAGAUCGAGCGGAACCGGAAACAGGCGAUGUUGAGGGUUGACCAGCAGUCCCCAGUGUACCUGGACGAACCUGUCGACCAGGAGUUCAGGCAGUUCAACCUCACCAGCAAAUUAGUUGUCGGUGCAGCAGUAGAUUACAGUCAAGGUUACGUAGGUUGCGUUCGGGGCUUCCAAGUUAAUGGUGUCCUGCAAGAUCUGAUGGGCAUUGUCCAGAGAGGAGAAACUACUUAUGGGGUGUCACCGGGUUGUGUACAGAAAUGUUCAAGCAACCCAUGUUUCAACGGUGGCAUCUGCGUGGAGUACUACUCGAGGUAUUGGUGCGAUUGUGCCUACACCUCUUUCAGAGGAUGGAACUGCGGAAGAGAAAUCGGAGUGACUCUGCAGCCUAACAAUAUGAUUCGCUGGGAGUUCGACCAAUUGUCUGGCGACAUUUCAACCACGGAAGAAGAAAUCAUAAUUGGAUUUUCAACUCAAGAGAAGCAUGGCCAGUUGAUGUAUAUUAGAAGCCAGAACAAGCCAUACGAUUAUAUGUCCAUUGAAAUGAAUAACAAUGGUGGGAUAAAGGUCAUCAUAGACGUGGGGUGGUUCCGUGAUGAGGUCAACACGAUCCUUGACCCCUACGUUGACCUCGCCAACAGCCAGCAGCAUGUCGUUAGGGUGAAGAGGACCAACCAGGGGACUACCCUCACCAUUACGGUUGAUGACUACCCUCCGACGAGAAAAGAUUGGACGGACGUUCCGAGAAACGCUGACACCAGACUGGACAACCCAAGGUACAUCUACUUCGGAAGAAAUGAAACCACACCAGCCGGACUGGGGUACAGGGGUUGCUUGUUCAGGGGCCAGUGGGAUAACCAGUUCCCACUCAAAAGAGUUUUCCAGGAUCCCAGAGGGCCUAACGUCAUCGUCGAACCACCCGGUUCAGUUCGAGAGGACAUGUGUGGUUUCGAGGAGUACAGCUUGGCUCCUGACGUCAUGGAGUUCCGGCCGACCCCCUCCCUCCGUUUGAGCACUACCACCCCGUACUGGGGAGAUAUCGGGUCAGGCCAGAUGACCAUUGGUGACCAGGCUCUUCUCGGAGGUUGCAUCGGUGUCUUCCUUAUCCUAUUGGGCGGAAUCUUCUUCCUCUGCACCAGAUACUACUACAAACGCAAGCGCGAAUACCGAACGUACGAAGCCAAAGAUGCCGAAUACUUUGACAAUGCCGAUUAUGCCCUGGUUAUCGGUUCCAACAAACAACCGGAAUUUUUAUUUUCAAUUCCUUUAGAUGAAAAUUUCAAAAGUUCGGCUUGUAAAGCCAGUUAA